Messenger RNA from Syngnathus typhle (broad-nosed pipefish), 418 nucleotides. Its product is annotated as protein FAM237A-like. The record is from RefSeq and is a predicted model, not a curated record. The coding region runs from base 5 to 418 and encodes 137 amino acids. The transcript has a single exon. NCBI's taxonomy places the organism in Eukaryota, Metazoa, Chordata, Actinopteri, Syngnathiformes, Syngnathidae.
CCAAAUGGUGCCUUGCGGUGCUCACUGGCCUGAUCUGCAGAUGCCCCCGCUGGCACUGAAUAAGCCAGUGGCCACAAUGUUGGUCCUGAGCUGCGUGUGCGCGGUGCCCCUGCACUGCCAGGUGGACCCCCGGCAGGUGGACCCCCUGACGGCGCCCCGCGCCGACCCGCAGUGCUGGGACUUGGCGUCGGCUCGACUCCUGGAGAUGCGCUCGCCCAGGGUGGCCGACACGGUGGCUGGCUUCUGGGGACUCAUGGAAGUGCUCCGGGCGUCGGACAAUGCCAAGCACACGACCCUCUUCUGGGACCUGGCGAGGAUCUUCUGGGAAAUGUACUUGGACUGCGUCAUGUCCAGGAGCCACGGCCUCGGACGAAGACACGUCACCAGGGUGCAUUCCCUCACCACGGACAGUGAGUAG